This is a messenger RNA of Pteronotus mesoamericanus, 3000 nucleotides long. RefSeq names its product G-patch domain and KOW motifs (gene GPKOW). Gene Ontology annotation, biological process: mRNA splicing, via spliceosome. Gene Ontology annotation, molecular function: nucleic acid binding. The record is from RefSeq and is a predicted model, not a curated record. The coding region runs from base 569 to 2026 and encodes 485 amino acids. Lineage: Eukaryota; Metazoa; Chordata; Mammalia; Chiroptera; Mormoopidae. Gene Ontology annotation, cellular component: spliceosomal complex. The transcript has 11 exons.
CGUCUGCGCCCUAAGGACGGUGCGCGCCCUUGUUCCUUACUGGACUAUGAGGCUCUAAACAGGAGGCCUAUUUUAUUAAUAGUACCAGAGUUUACUGAGUAUUAAAUAUGGCAUGGGUAGGCAUCACUUACGUAUCAAUUAUUGAUGCUAUUUAUUUUUAUGUCUAUUAUUUAUGACACGCAACUGGCAUUCACAAGGGGUUUUUUUCUUAAUUAUCUUAGCCACACUUCCCUCACCUGUAGGACACAGUAACGCGCACACUGUAGACGAUCAGUAAAUACCUGUCAAAUACCUACACAUAGGAAAGAAUACCUGGCAAGAAUGAGUCCACUUCCUACCACGCCUACCCCCUUGAAGAAUUACAUUUUCCCUUACGCUUGGCUCGACGCACUCCUGUGAAGUACAGAGCGACACUUACUUCCCAGGGCCCUUUAUCCGCCUCCGUCUGUCAGGUGCCGCAAUGUUUUAUGGGAAAAGUAGUUCUAGGGCUCGUCGUUCGGUCCGCGGCAAACUCAGCCCAAACUAAACUUCCCAGCAAGCAGCGCGCCGGCCUGGGAAGAUAGGCAAGAUGGCGGAUCGCGAAGAUGGUGUUUUGAGGUCGGCGGGGCACUCCUCUGCCCCAAUUUCGUUCAGCUUCAGUCGCACGGCCGCCCGAAGACGGCUGGCAGACCGGGGAGAAGGCCUGGGUGCGGCUCCGGAAGAGAAGGAUUUCUUGAAGACCGUGGAAGGGAGAAAGUUGCAGAGUGUGAAUCCCUCAGAAGCCCCCAAGGAACUCAUCAUCCCUUUGAUCCAGAAUGGCCUCCGAAGACAGCCACCAGCCCAGGCCCCGGGCCCAUCCACAGAUAAGGAGGCUGUGGUGGAUGGGGUGCUGUCCCAGGCUGUGAAAGAGCUCAUUGAGGAAUCCAAGAAGUCUCUGGAGGAGAGAGAGAAUGCGGGUGUCGACCCCACGCUCGCUAUCCCCAUGAUCCAGAAAGGAUGCAACCCCAACGAGGAAGGGUCAGACAGCGAACGCCAAGCUGAGACAGUGCCCAAGGAGGCUGAUUAUGAGGCAGUCCCUGUGGAGGCUUAUGGGCUGGCCAUGUUGCGGGGCAUGGGCUGGAAACCUGGCCAAGGCAUCGGCCGAACCUUCAAUCAAGUGGUGAAGCCUCGUGUCAACUCGCUGAGGCCUAAAGGGUUAGGGCUGGGCGCCAGCCUGACUGAGGUCCAGGCACUGGCCCCCACCGGCCCCCACCGCCUGCUGAGGCCAGAUGAGGAGCAAGAGAAAGAUAAGGAAGACCAGCGUCAAGGACUGGUGCCUGGAGGAGCUGUGGUGGUUCUUUCUGGCCCUUACCGAGGCCUCUAUGGCAAGGUGGAAGGCCUCGAUCCUGACAAUGUUCGGGCCAUGGUUCGUUUGGCUGUGGGGAGCCGCAUGGUGACUGUUAGUGAGUACUGCCUACAGCCUGUCUCCCAGCAGGAAUUUGACAAGAACUCCUUGGAUCUCAGCCAGGUGAGCAAAACUUCUCCAGGGCAACAGAAUGGAACAGCCUCGUCGUCACUGAAGGCCUUCCCGAAUCAGGACCUCCCCACCCGGCGGGGAACAGAAGAGAGGAAGCGGAAACACCUUCCAGACCGACAAGACAAGACUACAUCCAAGAGUGAGAAAGUGGCCUCCAGGAGACAGCACUGGUUGCACAGGGACCUGCGUGUGCGGUUUGUGGAUAAGCUGCACAAGGGCGGGCAGUAUUACAACACCAAGAUGACAAUUGAAGAUGUCCUCAGCCCAGAUACUUGUGUGUGUCGGACGGAUAAAGGCCAGGUCCUGGAAGGUGUCAGGGAAGACAUGCUGGAGACCCUCAUCCCCAAGGUCCAGGGCAAACGGGUGAUGGUAGUGCUGGGGCCACAGUCUGGAAGGGUGGGCCGUCUGCUGGGCUGGGACAGAGAGCAGAGCCAGGCUGUGGUUCAACUGCGGAGAGAGAAUCGACUCGUAGAGCUUCACUAUGAUGCUGUCUGCGAGUACAUGGGCCCCAGUGACUCAGAUGAAGACUGACCCAUGGACUCAUUCACUUCCCCAGGCACUUACCAGUUCUGUACAGUUCGAAAAGCUCACCUUUGUGAAGGUGGGGAGGUCAUUGUUGCAUCCUGUACUUGCAGUGCAGCCCUGGGACAGGGACAGGGCACAAAAUGCAUAGACCAGAGGGAGGCUGGAAAGAAACCUAGUAUUUACCAGCAGUUAGUGUAAAAUAAAAACCAUUGCAAUUAUUUAGUAAAAUGAAGAGCUCAUAAUUGGUGUGCUGAGCUGUGAGUGGAGGUGGGAGCCAUGCUGAGGUGGGAACCAUUUCAUUUUUCAGCCCCAUCCCCCUGCUUGGGCUGCCAGACAAUGUAAAGGAUCCAUUCACUGCCCUGGCCGAGCAUUGUCCCAUACACUAAAAGGUUGCUUGUUCAAUUUAUGGUCAGGGCACAUGCCUAGGUUGUGGGUUUGAUCCCCGGUCGGGGCACAUACAGGAGGCAGCUGAUCAAUGUUUUUCUCUCCCAUCAAUGUUUCUCUCACUCACUCUCUCCCCCUCCCCCCUUCCCUUUCUUUUUCUCUAAAAUCAAUUAACAUCCUCGGGUGAAGAUUUUUUAAAAAAGGAUCCAUGCCGUGGCUGGUGUGGCUCAGUGGAUUGAGUGCUGGCCUGUAAACCAAAGGGUUGCCAGUUCAGUUCCCAGUCAGGGCACAUGCCUGGGUUAUGGGCCAGGUCCCUGGUUGGGGGUGCAUGAGAGGCAACCACACACUGAUGCUUCUCUCCCUCUCUUUCCCCAUCCCUUCCCCUCUCUCUGUAAAUAAGUAAAUAAAUAAAUCUUUAAAAUAAAAGGAUCCAUUUGCUCACAAGCUCACUUGGAACACAGAAGCUAUGAAAUUUGUCCCCUAAGCAGAUAAUACGGAGUUGAACACAUCUCUGGACAAUUUUCUAAGCAAGGAUCCUAACAGUGGCUCUGCUUCUUGGUCCUGCGCAGACGCCCAGAGGAUCUCUUGAGGCAGUG